AUGUCACACGAUUCACAUAUCAUCAUCGACGAUAAUGAUCAUUUUGAUAAUAAUUCAAUUGUUACUCAUCAUCUUCGUGGUGUAGAGUCUAUAUCUACUGUUCGUUGUCCACUUGUACCAUCAAUUAAUUUUCAACAGCUUGAAAUUGAUCUUCAAGCACAGCAUCAACAUGAGAAAGAUUCUCUUAAUCAAUUGAAUCAACGUCUUAAAUUAUUCACGGAUCGUGUUCAAUUGCUACAAACAGAUAAUUCAAAAUACAUUGCAGAAAUUUCAAAUUUACGAGAACAUGUAUCAGGUUUCAGUAGUAUUGAUGUAUCAUGGGAUGAACAUUAUUUAUCACUAAAUUCAAAUUUUUCUAUGUUGGCCAAUGAAAAAAUUAAUUUUGACUCAGAUUUCGAACUGUAUCAACUACAAAUUAGAAUAUAUGAAACAUUGAUUGAAAUGCAACAAAAUUCAAGAGAUAAACAAAUUUUUGCAUUAGAAGAAGAAUUAAAACAAUCAGCGUCUCAGCUCACUACUCUACGCACAUCUUAUACAAAUUUGGGAGAAAAUAUUGAUGGUAACUAUGCCGAACGUGAUAGUCUAUUGAAACGAUAUUUGUCAUUGGCACAUGAUUGGUGUAAUGUUAUGAAACAACAACAACAUUUAAAUUUAAGUGUACAAACAUUGAAACGUCACAUUGUCUUUUAUAAGAAUAUAAGUUCGUAUUCAGUGCGAGAAUUUGGUAGUUCAUCGGUUACAUUAGAGGAUGAGACACAAUUUUGGAGAUCAGAAUUUGAAAAAAUUAUCAAGGCAAUACGUUCGGAUUUUGAAGUGUUUUAUGGUACGAUUCGUCGUGAAAUGCUUGCAUGUUAUGAAAAUAAAAUGGCGGAACUUCAAAAGAAUGUUCAAGAAACAUCAUAUUGUCAACAAUCUGUAAGCAAAGAGUUCUCAACAAUUGAAGAGAAAUCGCAAAUUGAAUACGAAGAAAUUAAUAAAAGUUUAUCUUAUGAAAAAGAAAUUCAAAGCAAACUUCAAACUACUUACGCUCAAUUGGAAGGAGAAUUUAGAUCAAUUCAACUUCAAAAUAAAGAACAAUAUGAAGCAUCAUCAAAAGAAAUAUCCAGUAUAAAAGAAAGUAUUUUGGCUAUAAUCUGUGAUAUUGGUGAAAUGGAAUGCAGUAAAGAUACGUUAGAAGCUGAAAUUAUUGUUUACACACAUUUAUUGAAUGCCAAUAAUAUUAAAAUAAAAGAACGAGUUGUUCUUACUCCUUUGUGUCCACCAGCUGGAAGUGAAUCGAUGAGAAAAAUUACUAUUAAAAAAUAUAGACAAGGAUGUAUUGGCAUUGACGAAUGCUCUCUUGAUGGUGCAUACAUUAGUUUGGUAAGCUCUUUGGCCACUAACGAAAUUGAUAUUUCAAGAUGGAUGCUCAAACAAAAUACUGAUUCAGGAAAACAACUUCAAUAUACAAUACCUGACGGAACUCUAAUUGAACGAAACGGCGAAUUAAGAAUAUAUUCAAAGGUGGGUAAUGCUACUGCUGGAUCAUCAUCAGGUCAAAAAUUGGUCAAUAACGAUAUCGCUUCAUGGAGUACUGGUAACAUGAUUGAAACACGUCUAUUUAAUAAAGAUGGUCAGGAGGAAGCAUCACAUUCUCAAUCGGUCUCAUUUUGA
This is a messenger RNA of Rotaria sp. Silwood2, 1653 nucleotides long. Lineage: Eukaryota; Metazoa; Rotifera; Eurotatoria; Philodinida; Philodinidae. The record is from the annotation of a GenBank genome assembly.